AUGUGUUUCAAUGAUGAUAGUAGUGGAGAUACUACUUGGGGUGAAGGGGAUGAUCGUCCUCUCAUCCUCAACGAUGACUUGAUGACUGACUCUUGGACAAAGACCGACGUGCAAUCAACUUCAUCCUUGUGUAACAACAAACCUUCAUCCAGCUUUUCACCUGCCAAGCUGGAUCUACCUCCAUUGGAGACGAUACGACUUUACUCUCCUCCCAGCUCUCCCAGUCCAAUCCGACCCCAACGAUUCCCCCGGCAAUCAGAGGAGAUUACAGAUUCUGUUUCUGGUCGAAUUAACCCCGCAACUUGUCAUCGUUUAUCACAACCAUCAGAUCGAACACUAGUUGGAACCCCAAGCUCUAAACUUAGACAGACCAUCAACGAUGACUCGGUCACCAACCUCAACUCUGUACUACCUUCAGGGACGAUAUGUGAUGCUUGUGAUAAAGAAGAGAUGGAAGGUCGCGUCACACAAGUCUUACCCUGUAAACAUUGGCUUUGCGCUACUUGUUUUUCUUCCUUGAUCUCGGCCGUUUCCGUUUCACAAAAACCUUCCAAAUGCCCUUCAUGUCUCCAACACGUCUCAGGAUUGUCCUCCAGGCGCAAGACAACAAUAGAAGAAGACCAUCCUAAUCCAUUGUGUCCAGCUUCCAAACAGAACACCUCUUCUGCUUCUGAGGUGGAAGUCAAUACAGUCGUCUUGCGCAUUGACAAUGUAGCUUGGGAUGUAACACCAACAGUGGUGGAAAGUUUCCUCCCUCGUCAUGUCUUACCACCUUCUCAUCCUCAUCCUAUUCAUAUCCUCCUUGAUCGAAUGGACGGUAAGACGAAAGAUUAUCUUUACGUUGAAGUACGUUCACAAGCUGCAGCGAAAGAAGUACUUCAAAGACGUCAGAAUAAUUUCAUGCCCGGUGGUCCUCUUUCUCGUCGUAGUAGACCGGUGACCAUCACUCCGGUGACACAUGCGGAACUCAUAUCAGAGCUACGUCCCCGUUCCCCACAAGAACUUCAAAGUUUACUUCGUCUUUGUCAAGCAUCCAUCUCUUCACCACCUUUAACAAACCCAUUUCUCAAUCACACAUCUUCGUACGUAUCACCAAACGGUGUUGCACACUUUGUCAAAUCUCGUCAUGGACCAUUCCAUCUUCUCAUGUCUAUAUUAAGUAAACUUCGGGGUAAAGAUAGUCCUGCAUAUUGGGAUUUACUCGCUACCACAUCUGGAGCUAUAGCCGCACUUGCCACUAUUUCCAGAGAUGGUAACACUCCCGACAAUCUGAACAAAUGGAGAAAGAAAGAUACAGAAGAUGAAAUGGUUCUUAAUCAAUUAAGUAAAAUGUUCGAAAGUUGUUUUGCCGAUUUGACCUCGACUUAA
Molecule: messenger RNA, 1368 nt
Organism: Tremella mesenterica DSM 1558
Lineage: Eukaryota; Fungi; Basidiomycota; Tremellomycetes; Tremellales; Tremellaceae
Exons: 8
Coding region: 1-1368 (455 amino acids)
Source: RefSeq, a predicted model, not a curated record